GGGAGUCACCCUGAGGAGUCGAGAAUAGCGAGGUAGUUCGUCAUGGAUACUCGUUCAGGUAGCAUAAAAGAUCCGAUUUAUUACCCAUCUGGUUCGGAUAACUUGGAUCAAAAUAAUGAUGUCGAAUCAAGCGCUCGUAGUUCUGGUGGUAGUCAAGAACUCGGUUUGGACGAGAGCGCCUCGCUUAAAGUACCAAGAAAGUUUAUUACAAAUUGGCGGCAAGCCUGCGAUCGGACUCGUGAUAGAACAAAAGAUUUAUUAAAAAGAUGGAGAACAGUACCUAGUAAUACUGACGUAUUCACUGAAACUUCAACGGUUACCAAAGAGAUCGAACAUCCUGGCUGGAGCGUACACGUUUGGACAACUUGGGUGAGUCGUUAUCCGAGCGACGAUAGUUUAACAGCGAUCGAACAUUUUGACAAAAGAGGACAUUCGAAAGUAUUGGCGCCUAUACAACGUGAUAAACUUUCACAUUUCUUUAUAUUAUUGGAUCACGACAAGGAUGGUUUUAUCACUAGAAAGGAUUUUGGGAUAUUAUCCGAGAGAUUACGAAGAUUCGCCGAUUGGUCUUGGAACGGUCCGGAAUAUUUACGUUUGUUAGAAGUCGAAAAAGGAUUUGCUUCAUUGAUAUUUCCUGAAAAUAAAAAUGAACUGGAACAACAGACGAGAAAAAUCGAUCUUGACGAUUGGUUAUCUUGGUGGACAAAAAUAAUAACGCCAAUUAACGGAACGAAUUACAAUGAGUUACCGUUUUGGAUUAAAAUGAUGCCAAAAAUAUUUUUCCUCGUUAUUAAUGGUACGGGAAAUGGAAAGAUCAGCAAGGAGGAGAUUAGCAAUUUUUAUGGUUCGGUCGUUGGUCUUGAUUCGGAUAGAAUUGAAAAAUGUAUUGACAUUGCCUAUAACUCGAUGACCUCUAAUGGAGAUCAUCCUCUCGGUUGGCCACAGUAUCAAUUAAUUUUUGCAAAUUUUUUAUUUGGACGUGGUCCUUUCGGACCGGGUGAACAUUUUCUUGGAAUGACAGACUCUUGUAUCGCACGUGGAAACAGUAUACCUUUUCCAAUUGAUUAUUCCGCCAUGAAUACUCCGAAAGAUAAAUUAGAAAUUUAUAGUCCACAUUGUAAAAGUAGUAGACGAAGUGUUGUGGUAUAAAAUAUAAAAUAAGUUAUAUAUAUAUAUGUAAAUUCAAUUAACGUGUUAAUUGCAAAAUGGCUAACUUCGGUUCGUUUAUAAAUGUUACGAAUUUAUGCUUUUUUUUUAAUACUCGUAUGAAUUAUUUACGAACUUUCUUAUAUACCAAAGUUAUUUAAUUUCUUAAUUCGAGUUUAUCUUUUAAUUUGUUAUAUUUUAAGAUUAUAUUAUAAACAAAUAAAUAAAUAUAUAUAUAUAUAUAUAUUAUUGUUACAUGAAGAAUUGUAAUUCUAAUUAAAUUAUAUUUAUAAUAUAUAUAUAUAUGAACACGUGCAUAUGCGUUUGUGCGUGUGUGUGUACGUGUGUGUGUAUGUGUACAAUUAAAAUAUAAAUUUUGAACGAUCGUUUAGCAAUGAAGUAUUAAGUAUUAGAAAAUCAAUAGAAGGACUUGAUGUAUAUCAAUUCUUUUAUUUCAAAAAUAAUCAUGUAAUAACUUACAAGGGACAUACACGAGGCAUAAAAGGACAUGCUUAAUAUUUUACUAUUUAACUAAAGACAUGAUUAGGAUAGUCGUGGCGUUGCAUGUAACAAAAAUAUUUCAAAGAAUUCAUUUCGAAUUCUAUUAACAUUUUACUUAAAUACUGACGCGUUUAGAUAAAACAGUUAUGGAAGCUAAUUCUCAUAUAUAUAUAUAUAUAUAUACUACACGUAUACUUGAGUAAAAUAUGAUAUUCGUAUACAAUCCAGUUUACAUGAGUUACAUUAUUUUUCGAUGUAAUUAUUAGAAUUACCAUAAUUGGAUAUUUCGUUAUCAUCACGCGUAUAUAAUGAUUGAUAUAAUAUAAAAUAUUAAUUAAAAUUAUAUGAUCUGCAUAUGAGUAAAAAAGCAGAAAGCACGAAAUUCGCUAAUUUUUCGAAAUUAUCUAAUUAAAAUUAUAGAUAAUAUAAUGAAAUUAUUUCUAAACUAAUUGUAAUAUAUGUAAGUAAAUUGUAAAUUGACGUGGCAAAACAAGCAGUCGGUCAAAUAAUUUUGCGAAUGAUUAAUGAUUUGACAUUAAAAUUAUUUAACGAAGACAUUUCAAAAUGUCGACUUACUUACAUUCAAACGCAUACACACGCGCACACACACGCACACAGGCGCACACACAUACACGCACACACACAUAUACGUACACGCACGCACUUACGCACAGUCCUUUUGUAUCGUUAUAAAGAUUGGCAGUAUAUUAAUAAUUUGUGUAAUAUGGUAUAUUGUUAUUAUGAUUCUUAAAAAUAUGUAUUAUAUAUAUGCAUAUAUACAUAUGUAUGUAUGUAUAUAUAUAUAUAUAUAUGUAUAUAUGUAUGUAUGUAGGUAUAAACCUGAGUUGGGAUGAUAUCAAUUUGGUACAUUGUACAUAUGGUAAUCUGUUUGUCAUAAGGAGUUAUUUUUUUCUUUUUCUUUCUUUCUUUCUUUCUUUCUUUCUUUCUUUCUUUCUUUCUUUUCCUUCUUUCUUUCUCUUAACGCAUCCUUAUAUGAUUGAUAUUAUUUAUUGUGUUUCGCUUGUACUUUUAUUCAUACUUGUACUUUGAUAUUUUCACCAUAAGCAUUAAACUAUGGCAACAAUAUAAAUUUGUUGCAUUGGUUUGCAUUGAUUUAAACGGAAUAACAAAAAUACCAAAUCAGAUAUUUAACAAAUGGCUAUUGUAUCUGCGUUUAACGCGAUUUAACAAUUAUCUAUUAAUAUAAAAUUCGACGAAACAAUGAGGACAGUAGAAUCGAUAAAUGCACCGAUAUUAUUUAGUGAUCGUGAAAAAUGUCACAAUGUUCUUCGUAUAUAAAUAUAUAUACUCUAUUAAUA
This is a messenger RNA of Vespa crabro (European hornet), 2966 nucleotides long. RefSeq lists its product as uncharacterized. Lineage: Eukaryota; Metazoa; Arthropoda; Insecta; Hymenoptera; Vespidae. The record is from RefSeq and is a predicted model, not a curated record. Gene Ontology annotation, molecular function: calcium ion binding. Bases 43 to 1149 code for a protein of 368 amino acids. The transcript is spliced from 4 exons.